Nycticebus coucang (slow loris) is the source of this 4366-nucleotide messenger RNA. RefSeq names its product popeye domain containing 2 (gene POPDC2). The transcript has 4 exons. NCBI's taxonomy places the organism in Eukaryota, Metazoa, Chordata, Mammalia, Primates, Lorisidae. Gene Ontology annotation, molecular function: cAMP binding. The record is from RefSeq and is a predicted model, not a curated record. Gene Ontology annotation, cellular component: sarcolemma. Bases 425 to 1531 code for a protein of 368 amino acids.
GCUGGGCUCUCCUCAGUCUGCCUGGGAACAACGGAGAGCAGGAUGUGGCCACUUCAUCUCAUGCUGCUGAAGUUUUCAGUCCCAUAAUCUUACCUCAGAACAGCACAGGUUUUCAGCUAAGAACCAAUUAAAGACUGUCCUAAGAAACCUGGAGCCAAGGAAGUUUGCCAGAGCUCUGCAGCGAAAGCCAGAGCCUUGCCAAAGGAAGAGAGAGAGAAAAGAAACGUUUUUAAAUUCUUCAUGAAGUGUACUAUGUUCUGUCAUUCAUUCCCAAAGCCCCCAGAAGCAUCCCCCCCCGGAAAAGUGGAGCUGGAAGUAAGAAGCCGGAGGUGAGAAGACACCGGAAGGGCAGAUUCAUUCCUUUUCUACGUGUCCUAUGUGGGGACAGUAUUAGCACCCAGCAAGGCUUGGAGACGCCUCAGAGAUGAGCGCCAACGGCAGCACAGUGGGCCGGCUCCUCUGGCAGGGGCCAGCAUGCAUUAGUUGGAAGUGGGAUGUGGAAGGGGCUUUCUACCACCUGGCCAACUGCAUCUUGCUCCUGGGCUUCAUGGGGGGCAGUGGGGUAUAUGGAUGCUUCUACCUUUUUGGCUUCCUGGGCACAGGCUACCUGUGCUAUGUGCUAUGGGGCUGGUUCAAUGCCUGUGGCCUGGACAUUGUCAUUUGGAGCUUCCUCCUGGUGGUGGCCUGCCUGUUGCAGCUGGCACACCUGGGAUACCGCCUUCGUGAGGACACGCUCACUGAGGAGUUCGACCUCCUCUACAAGACGCUGUGCCUGCCCCUCCAGGUGCCCCUGCAGACAUACAAGGACAUUGUUCACUGCUGCAAGGAGCAGGUCUUGACUCUGGCCACUGAGCAGACCUAUGCUGUGGAGGGUGAGACACCCAUCAACCGCCUGUCCCUGCUGCUCUCUGGCCGGGUUCGUGUGAGCCAGGAUGGGCAGUUUCUGCACUAUAUCUUUCCAUACCAGUUCAUGGACUCUCCCGAGUGGGAAUCGCUGCACCCCUCUGAAGAGGGGGUGUUCCAGGUUACUCUGACUGCUGAGACCUCCUGUAGUUACAUUUCCUGGCCCCGGAAAAGUCUCCACCUUCUUCUGACCAAAGAGCGAUACAUCUCCUGCCUCUUCUCAGCUCUGCUGGGCUACGACAUCUCAGAGAAGCUCUAUACCCUCAAUGACAAGCUCUUCGCUAAGUUUGGGCUGCGCUUUGACAUCCGCCUCCCCAGCCUAUACCACAUCCUGGGUCCUACGGCCUCAGAUGCAGGACCUGAGUCAGAGAAGGACGAUGAGGAAACCCAUGAACCAGCCACAGGCCCUCCUCAGGCCAGCUCCACAUCUGACCAGCAAACGCCACCCUGUUCUCCCCCUCCCGCAGCCACCAACCUUCCCGCACCUCCCUCCUGGGCCAGGAUGUCCAGGCCCGACAGUAGCAUCCUGGGUGAGGAUUCCACCAGUCUGGUGCUGGAGGAUUUUGAGGAGGUGUCGGGAUCAGAAUCGUUUAUGGAUUAUAGGAGUGAUGGGGAGUACAUGAGGUGAGGGGAGAACUAACACAGGCACAGUCACCAGCCCAGGAUUCUGUCUUCUAGAACUCCUCUCCAGAGCUACUCUCAAGUUAUGUCCAGGGGACAGGCUCCUUUGGCUCCAAUCCAUACUCCUGAACUUUAAGGAUUAUUGGACUAUAUUUUCCGUCUGGCCCACACAACUCUCUUCCACGUUCACGGGACAGCCACAGACACCCUCUUCUCACCCACUGGGAGGCUCACAGGCCAGCUGGGAGUGCACACAGAAAGUGUCAGCACCAUAGCUACACCCAGGCCCCCAACUAACCUUGAGAAAGUAUCAUUCAGAAAACUUCUGGGACAGGCGUCGCCUGUGGCUCAAAGGAGUAGGGUGCUGGCCUCAUGUGCCGGAGGUGGUGGGUUCAAAACCCAGCCCUGGCCAAAAACUGCACACACAAAAAAAAAAAAAAGAAAGAAAGAAACCUUCUGGGAGAAGGGAUCCCAAAGUGCAAAAGUACAGAUUCCACUGUUUACUAGCUGCAGAAUCUUGGGCAAGUUCCAUAAUCUCUCUGACCCUCACCUGUAUAAAGUGGGAUUAUAACCCACCUCACAGGGUUGUUGUGAGGAUCAAACAAGUUUAUUUAGGUAAAGCUCCCUAGGACAUGGGGUGGCACCCAGUAAGCACUCAAUAAAUCACUCACCCCCUUUCUCUAUGUUGUUCCUUUGAAUUAUCUGUGAGGGUCAAUGGAGUCAGCUCUCCAAGAAAUUUUUAUUUAUGGUUAUUUUUUAUUUUUCGAUUGAGAUUCAAUGAUAGAAGUAGAAAUUUUUUUUGGGGGGGGGGGUUUUGGCCAGGGCUGGGUUUGAACCCGCCACCUCCGGCAUAUGGGACCGGCGCCCUACUCCUUGAGCCACAGGCGCAGCCCGAUAGAAGUAGAAAUUUUAAAACCUAGUGUUCCCUAAGGCUUUUAAGUUCAACUUACAAAUCUCUUAUUCUAUUGACCAAACUAAUAUUAUACAAUAGUUUUUAAAGGAUUUGUACAAACUUAAUUAGAUUUUCUUAAACAUUUAAGAGUGGAUUUAUAAAUGUAAUAUAUCCCAUUUUCUUUUUUUCUGAAAUAUUUCAACAUACGUCUUAGUUACCUAUUGCUAUAUUAAUACCCAUAUCUAAAACAAUGACUUAAACUAGUUAUAAUCACUUAUUUCGAUCAUAAAUAUGGGUCUUGACUGGGCUCAAUUAGGCUGUUCUCAGGUUUUUUUAUGCUGUUGCAGUCAGAUAACAGCUGGGGCUAGAAGUAUCUCAGAGCCUUCUUUAUUCAUCUGUCUGAGGCCUAGUCUGGGAAGACUCCAACAACAGAGGGCAGGAACAGCUAGAUGUCUCUUUCUUAAAAGUUUCUUCAUUUUUGUGUGUGCACUACUAUACGAAUAGAUCAGUAUUCUAUAUAUAGAAUAGUGGGCAUUUGGAUGGGUGUAGUUUCUAGUUUGGGACAAUUACAAAUAGUGUUGCUAGAAACAUUCUUGUACAUACCUUUGGGUAUGUGUAUGUAUAGUUUCUUGGAUAUACACCUAGCAGUGGAAUUAUUCAGGAAAUUGUUAUAUAUAGAUAUAGAUACAUAUAUACGCUCAGCUAUAGUAAUACUGCCCAAGAGUUUUCCUAAGUGAUUGUAACAGUUUAUGUUCCUGCUGACAGUGCUUCUGACCCUCCCCAGUGGUUGGCAUUUUUUCCCCAUUUUAGCCAUUUGGGCAUAUAUAGCAGGAUAUCACUGUGGUUUUAAUUUUCAUUUUCCUGAUGACUAAUAAGGUUGAGUAACUUUUCUUGUUUGGGGAGGGGGGGAGCAUAUGGCUAAGUUUUAUCGGGAAGUAUCUAUUCUAGUUUUUUGUUCAUUUCUCUGUUUGUUUGCUUUUUCUUACUGACUGAAAGCAAUUCUUUAACUAUUCAGGUUCUACACAUACUUAUAUUCAAAUAUAUCCUACUUUGCUUAUGUUUUUUUUUUUUCCCAUAAAAGGUGCUUCUUGAUGAACAUAAGUUCUUAUUUUCAAAGUAGUAGUUAUCGGUCUAUUCUGCUAUGAUUAGUGCUUUCUAUGUCAUAUUUAAGAAAUCUUUUCCGGGCGGCGCCUGUGGCUCAGUGAGUAGGGCGCCGGCCCCAUAUGCCGAGGGUGGCGGGUUCAAACCCAGCCCCGGCCAAACUGCAACAACAACAAAAAAAAAAUAGCCAGGCGUUGUGGCGGGCGCCUGUAGUCCCAGCUGCUUGUGAGGCUGAGGCAAGAGAAUCGCGUAAGCCCAAGAGUUGGAGGUUGCUGUGAGCUGUGUGACGCCACAGCACUCUACCCGAGGGCGGUACAGUGAGACUCUGUCUCUAUAAAAAAAAAAGAGAGAGAAAUCUUUUCCUCCCUUGAAGAUAUUCUCCCGUAUUAAUGCAUUACCUUCUAGAUGUUUUAUUGUUUUACAUUUCACAGGAAGGCCUACAAUCAUCCUGGAUUUGGUUUUUGUAUAUGAUAGGAAGGGUCAAGAUUUAUUAUUUUCUAUGUGGAAGUCCUACUGAGCACUACUCAUUGAGAUGAUUGUCCUCCCCCCACUAGUGUUCCGUGGCCCCCUUGUCAUAAAUCUAAUGUUCCUAUGUCUGUAGGUCUGUUUGGGGGUUUUCUACUCUGUUCUGUUGGUCUAUUUUUCCAUCCUUUCACAGUACCACCUAGUUGUGAUUAUUAUAGCUUUGUAAUAAGUUUUGCUAUUUGGUGCUUUUCAAACUUUGUUCUUCAAAUCUUGGUUAUUCUUGGCCUUUCUCUUUGUAGUUCCAUAACAUUUUUAGAUAAAUUAAUUUUUUUGAGACAGAGUCUCAAGCUGUCGCCCUGGGUACAGUGCCACAGCGUCAUAGCU